Molecule: messenger RNA, 4027 nt
Organism: Callorhinus ursinus (northern fur seal)
Lineage: Eukaryota; Metazoa; Chordata; Mammalia; Carnivora; Otariidae
Gene: LEPROT
Product: leptin receptor overlapping transcript
Biological process (GO): late endosome to vacuole transport via multivesicular body sorting pathway; negative regulation of growth hormone receptor signaling pathway
Cellular component (GO): endosome
Source: RefSeq, a predicted model, not a curated record
GGGCCGGGUCUGGGCUGCAGCCGGGCCGUGGCAGGAAGCCGGAAGCAGCCGCGGCCCCAGCUCGGGAGAUAUGGCGGGUGUUAAAGCUCUCGUGGCAUUAUCCUUCAGUGGAGCUAUUGGGCUGACUUUUCUCAUGCUGGGAUGUGCCUUAGAAGAUUAUGGCGUUUACUGGCCCUUGUUUGUCCUGAUAUUUCAUGUCAUCUCUCCCAUCCCCUAUUUCAUUGCCAAAAGAGCAACUUAUGACUCCGACGCCACAAGUAGUGCCUGCCGGGAGCUGGCGUAUUUUUUCACUACUGGAAUUGUUGUCUCUGCCUUUGGAUUUCCUGUUAUUCUUGCCCGUGUGUCUGUGAUCAAAUGGGGAGCCUGUGGCCUUGUGCUGGCAGGCAAUGCAGUCAUUUUCCUUACAAUUCAAGGUUUUUUCCUUGUAUUUGGAAGAGGAGAUGAUUUUAGCUGGGAGCAGUGGUAGCACAUUAUUCUGAUAAAAUGCAUUUUAUUUCUUAGAAGUCAUACUAUAUGUAUUUGUGUGCACAUGUGGCCUUUUAUUAUGAAAUUUCAUAUGCUAUUUUUUUAUACCUUUAUAUCCUAUUCAUUGUAAGAAGGACUACAUGAGAAAAAGAUUAGUUUUAUUUCCAGCCAGCAGACCUCUCCAUUUUCUCAAGUUGAAUUAUGUUACUUGUUUGGCUGUUCAUAUACUAAUGGUGCUCUCAGAAAACACAUGAACACAGUCUUGUAGAUAGCUGCUCACUCGUGCAAUGCACCUUUUGCCUGGGGAUGUGCCUGGGUAGGCAGAUAACACUGGAGCAAGUCUCCGUUCUGCCCAGGACUUCCAAGAUGUACUUGUGGCCCAGAGAGACGGAGGUGGCUCCCUCUUUGUGUUGUAGAUAGAUCCUUGCUUCUCAGAGUGUGGUCCGAACAGCAAUGGCCUCUCCCAGGAGCCAGUACGUCCGGAAUCAGAGGCCCCACCAGGGACCCAGCGCAUUUUGGAUGAGAUCCCAAAUGAAUUAUAUGUACAUGCAAGUGUGAUAAGUGCCGUCAUAGAGGAAUACUUAAUCACAUCUAGCAUCCUUGUCUUCCCUUUGGCUGAACCACUUAACCUCUCUGGGCAUUAAGUGGCUCAUUUGUAAAAAUUGUUUUCCGAGUCUCUUUGGUAUUUGUGAAAUGUCCAAACCGAAAAUCUUGUUCCUCACGUUUGUGGAACUAUUCUCACACUGUCUGAAAGGCAGUGGCUGUUUGCACAGUGCUGGGGGAACAGAAUCACCCCAGAGCCCCACUUACAUGCACCGAGGGAGGCCAGGCUGGAGCCAGUCCCUGCUUUAGCAGGGUGGGCAAGAGCAAACAGGUAAUACUGUUUCAUUUCCCUUUAUAAUCACACACUUCUUCCCAGCUGCUUCUCUGUGAUGCUGUCCACCUCCACCCUCCCAAACACACAUACCCCGAGGUUCCGACUUGCCCUUACUUCCUCACGGCUCUGCCUCUUGCUCUCUAUAGAGCCAUGGAGCCAAGUAAGCAGGCAGAGGGUGAGCUGCUUAAUUUUCUUCCCAUGUUGAUGUACUUACUGUCUUUCAUGCCUUGUAGGUCUAUAAAACAUCUAAUGCCACUUUUAAAUGAAUCAUUGGGAAUACCUGUCACGCUGGCUCCUCUAAGCAGUUUUUCUAGUUCAACUUUUUGUCUAAAGUCUGUUGAGAAAGGGAAAUAUGGGAACUAGAACCACUUGGUGAGAGUAUAAUGACUUCAAAGCAUUGUCAAUGUGUGAUAACUGAUAUACAUUGAAAACACUGAAAUUUUGAAGUUCGGAAUCUGAGGAAUUAGUAUACAUUUUCACAUUCUGGAGUGAUCUGGGACCAGGAGAAGAGAAUGGUGAUACCUAAAAGGACAGUGUGCAGUUAUAUUUUGGCCUUGUGCAUGAUCUUAUGUUUUCAAAAUUCUAUGUACGUACAGAAUUGUUGAUGUUACUUCCAGUAUUUAUACUAGAAAAAUUAUAUAGACACUUUAUAAUUUUAAUCAGCAUUUUUAAUAACACUUGCACUUAUUUUAUUGUAAUAAAUUUCUCUUUUAACACAAAAGAAAGUUUAAUUUCAAAAGUCUUUAUUCUGAUGUAGCCUUGCUUAAAAGAUAAAGUGAGAAUCUCUUGGUGUUCGGAAAUGGGCAGUUUGAGCAAUAGAUUAUUGUUCAGUUAUAGCAAUAAAUUUUAAGAUACCAUUUUGAGUGUCUUGUUGGCUUGUGAUAAUAAUUCUUUUCCUAAAAUGGAAAUAGUGUUUAAUUUAUAUUCCCCUUUUGCAAAAGUGUCUUUGUUACUUAUACAUAUUUCAAAUAACCAAGGUAGCCUUAAUAUGUAGCCUUAAAGCAUUGCCUCUUGAUUGUAUUUCCAGAAUGAUAUAAAGUACUUGAAUAGAGAAUAUUUAUAACUCUUCCCUAAUAAUGGAAUGGGUUUAUUGAAGUGAUAGAUUGUAGAAUUUGCUCUGUGUUUAAAAACGAACAUUAUUCUUAGUGCUUAAGUGUCAAUUAAGUAAUAAAUGUCGAUAGGAAGUAUUACCAUGUAUGAAUGUACAAUACAAAAGUUUCCUUUUGAUGACACAAAUGUUGGGCAUUUUUUUUCCUUAUAAAACGUUCGUUUUUUUUCUGUAUACCUUAGAAAAUAUUUUGGAGAUUCAGAGCACAUUGAUUACAUUCUAAAACUGAGACUAUACAUAAAGAAUUGCUCACAAGUAAGUAAUCUUGUAAAGGGAUUCUCUGUCAUGUGAAGGGAUUCUCUGUCAUGUUCCAGACAACUGGCUUACAGGUGGACUUUGAAACAUUUUGCCACAGAAAGUGGGAGAUUGGUGAUUGAGUUCCCAGACCAAGCCUUCUGAGGCAGGCUAACCCCUCCUGUCUUUGACUUCUAAUGCUCAGGGAACCUGCCUGAGUUUUGGGGCUCGGAAGCAGGGUAGCAUGAACAGGGUGGAGAAAGCAAAGUGUAAAUUUUCACCUCUUUUCCUAAGAACAAAGGUCUUUCUUUCAUUUUUGCAGCACUUCCCAUCCCCUAACGCCCUUGGGGUCCAGGUACUUUCCUCUGAGUUUUGCUGGCCUCCUCUUCUGGUGCGGGGCCUUCCUCCCAGCCUGCCCCACCUGCUGGCUUCCUCCUAUGUCCAGAUCACCCACCUCUCUGCUCCUACCAGUCAGUUGUCUUAAUAUGGCUGAUACGGUGCGGUGCUGGUCAGACUCCUUCCCAGAAAGAAACUGUGAUCAUCUCCUCCCUCCCCUGGAACCUACCAGUGCUAUGGGCACUUCCCAAGCCCUGCUGCAGCUGCAUUUUACAAGGGAGAGCCUUGGAACCCAGUGGCUCACUCACAGCAAAUGGCAGAGUUUCAAAGUAAAGUGGAAAAAGCAUUCCAGCAGUUUAUAGAAGGAAAAUAAUAUUUGGGUUAGGGGCAACCCUCCCAUCUCUCUCACCCCUUCCCCCGGGUGAGUUCUCAGCUGGUUGUACUUUUCAUGGUUGUUUCUUUUCCUCCACUUAGAAACCCACAGAUUUUUCUUACAGUCCUCAAGAAAUCUUUGCCUCUGAGGUAUUCCCUUGAUGAAGACCCUUCUAGAAGCUGAAACAUUUCAUUAAGUUAAUAACAUUCCUUAUGCUCUCAGGGAAAUGCUUAGGAGACGUCACAAAAAUGUGCCCUUUUCCAAGUUGGCAAAAAAUUCAGAUUUUGCACCAUAAUUUAACAAGAUUUUUAUGAGGAUGCUAGCAUUUUCCAAGCAUAGUAAUUAGUUCACAACUGGGAACUGUUAUUUCUGUAAAUGGAUGUAAGUUGUGUGUUUUAAAUUUUUUUCCCCAUGCUGCGUCAUGAAAUACCUUAUUUGCAAAAAUCCCAGUGUAUAAUAGCUCAUGAAUUACAACCUGCUUUGUGGUGGCCGUGCUUCUGGAACAGAGCCAGUGAAACGUGUGUAACUCCGAACGUGACGUGAAAGAUCUCCACGACUGCUUUAGAAGGAAUUGUAUGUGUAUGAUGAGGAUGAUUACUUUUUAAAUAAAACGUGUCAUUUAUACUUUAAUAAA